AUGAAGAGAUAUCACCAUCUAGAAGUAGGAGAUAAAGAUAUACUUUCAAAUUUAUAUAUAGUCAAUCAAAAGCAUACAGGUCACGAUGCAAACAAAUCAUCUGUUAAAUCUAUAACUAAAAAUAAAAAGAUUGAAAUCACUGUUUUAGAAGAUGACAACGAUCAUCAUAGUACAAAAACAAUAAACAAUAAUAAUAGUAGUAGUGAUACAAGUAAAGAAGAAGAACAGCAAAAAGAUGUUACACUAAAUACAACAUCAAGCAACAACAACAAUAAUAAUAAUAAAAAGUUUAAUUCUACUGAUACUAUUUGUUCAAUUUGUCCGAGAUGUUUCAUUGGUUAUUGUACAUCCGAAUGUUUCAAGAGACACAAUGAACGAUGCACUGGUUUGUUCUACGAAGAGCAAUAUCGUGACAAUCUAAAAGCGAUGGAUAAGAUCGAUCCAAAAGAUUCGUUAGCUCUCAUCAAAAAGAUGAAGGAAAUCUACAAUAGAGAGGAUAGUAUUUUAGAUAGUUUAAUGAAUGAUAAAGACGAAGAUCGACUUGACGAAUAUGAUGAUGAUGAUAACAAUGAUGUAGAUGAAGACGAUGAUGGUGAUAACGAUGACGUCGAUCUAUCUAAACUCAAUCUCGAUGAGAUGAGUGAAGAACAACUAUUAUCAUUAUUGACAAAGGAAGAGAUCGAUGAGUUUCAUCAAUCAAUGAAGGAUGGUACCAUCGGAGAUAGAUUAGAACCUUGGAAUCCAUGGUGGACAGAUAUCAUAAAAGAUAAACAACACAACGAUGUAGUCAUUAAUAGAGUUAAACCGAAAAUUGUAGAUAUAACAGAUAUUGGUAAUGUAGAUCAGUCUACACCUACUACUACUCCACUACAACCUACAACAACAACAACAAACACACUAUCACCACUCAUACAUCCAAACAUACCAGCACUUUCAACCAUUUUUCCAAAUAAGCCAUCUGAUUAUCUAUAUAAUCAUAUUGUAGAUAUUAUUUAUUGUUAUUGUUUCUUAAUGAGAAGAUUUAAUGGAGAAUGGGGAUAUUUAUCAUUUAAAGAAGAUAAUUGUGAUAAAGAUAAAGAUAGAGAUACUGAUAUAGAUUCACUAUCAGAGUUGUGUGACGAAUGUAGUGUUAUCAUUGAAUUAUCGAUCAUUCUAAAGAGGACAGAAGCUAAGACAGUAUUUACGAGUUUGGACCAGAUAUUGGAGACACUGCUACACUCAACACAUCAAUUGAAAUCGAUUGGUAGUGGCAACGAUCUAUAUUUCUCACUUUUUGUAUUGGAGGAUACAUCCAAUGUAAUGUCAACGAAACAAUCGAUACUUGCAUCACUAUCUCAUAUGUACAGGCAUUUUAAUUGGUUGAAUCGAUCGCUCGCCAAUCCCAAGCAUAAACAGCAACAGGCUGACCAACUCUUUAAACUCACCAUCAAUUUUGCUACACAAAAGCUAUUGUUCUUCAUGGCAUGGUGUAACGAUCAACCCGAAUCCAAUUUCCAAUCACUUUCAAACAAAAUACUGGAUUUCUUUAUAAAAAAGAGAAAAUUGAGUAAACAAAACAAUAAAUAA
Molecule: messenger RNA, 1566 nt
Organism: Heterostelium album PN500
Lineage: Eukaryota; Evosea; Eumycetozoa; Acytosteliales; Acytosteliaceae
Product: zinc finger HIT domain-containing protein
Exons: 3
Coding region: 1-1566 (521 amino acids)
Source: RefSeq, a predicted model, not a curated record